Molecule: messenger RNA, 2703 nt
Organism: Guyanagaster necrorhizus
Lineage: Eukaryota; Fungi; Basidiomycota; Agaricomycetes; Agaricales; Physalacriaceae
Exons: 15
Coding region: 1-2703 (900 amino acids)
Biological process (GO): regulation of DNA-templated transcription; histone catabolic process
Cellular component (GO): Lid2 complex
Molecular function (GO): sequence-specific DNA binding; chromatin binding; ubiquitin-protein transferase activity
Source: RefSeq, a predicted model, not a curated record
AUGGAAUUUCUCAGGCCGCUCGGUAAAACCCAGGAGAUAUUUCAUUAUACUCGUGUUCGCCUUGCUUGGUAUUACAGACCCUCGGACGUUACAGAACGAACCGUCGCAGAUUCACGUCUCUUAUUGGCUGGCAUGUACACCGAAGUGUGCGAUAUCAAUCAGAUACGCGCCCGUUGCCACGUUGUACACAGAGACAAAAUUUCCGACCUAGCGGGCUGGAAAAAGCGGCCUGACCGCUUUUACUAUAAUCGGCUCUUUGAUCCGUACAUGAGGAAAGAACUGGAAAUCAUCCAGUCCACUGACGUCCGAAACCUUCCGGAUAAUAUUAGAGAGACUUUGAUCUCGCGAUAUGAAUAUGUUGUGGCGGAAAAGGAAGUUAUUCCUGACCUCACUGAUCAUCUUCGUACAUGCGAUACGUGCUCUGAAUGGUGUCCAAGUCUGGAGUCUGUUCGUUGUGACAGAUGCAAGCUCUUUUUCCAUAUGCAAUGUGUCAACCCUCCGCUGAUGGCUAAGCCAUCACGAGGGUAUGGGUGGACAUGCGCGCCUUGUUCACGCAAACACGAAGAGGAAGUCGAUAGCCACCAUACUCGACAACACACUCCAGCCACCAAUAGACCACUGAAAUCCAAUGCACCAGCUGUGCGGGGACGGGGGCGACCACGGAAAGACAAGUCGCAGCAAGACAGAGAAGAGAACCUCCCCAUCAAGUAUUUUAAGAUGUGGCCCUUCCGCUACUUUGGACAAUAUACCGUAGCAGAGGACACUCUUGAUGCAGACGACCUCAUAUCACCCCGAGCGCCAACGCGUGUGGGCCCCAAGUUCCAGGCAACCUUGAUUGAGAAGAAUGCCCCAUAUCCGGGUGAGCAUGUUUUUCGGAGUGAUCGACGAGAACGAGGUGGUGAUAGCACCGUCGAAGUAUUGAGUGCAAUCAACAUCUUGACAGGAGCAGAAGUGGAAUUGUGCAAACAAAGUCUCACCAGCGAUCUCAAGGUCUCGUCUUCUAUCGAUUGGCUGACCGAGGUCGUCCGUCGGUACUCGGAGGCCGCUCUAGCGGCAAAGUCGAUGUAUUCGGUCAAUAUGAAGACGAUUACUCGGCAGGAGCAGUGGAAAACCCAGCCGACCAGAUAUACCGACAGGGAAUGGUCUAGAGAAGAAAUAGGUGCCUUUGAAGACGCCAUCUUCACGCAUGGUGCACAGCUCCGAGCCGUCAGGGAGGAAAUUGGAACCCGGACGAUGCCGGAAGUUGUUCGAUUUUAUGGGCAUUGGAAAAAUGGUAAAAUUGGAGAAGAGAACGAACAGCUUAGGACGAACGGCGCGCUCCCAGAACCUCAAUAUGAGCAAUGGGGAAGCCCGGAAGAGGCCUAUCAAGGCCAGACCGUAGGCCCGGCUGACGAUGAAUCGUCGAUAGUCACUCAGCCUUCCAAAGCUCCUAGCUGUGGUGCCUGUCGGACUCGAGAAUCCAAAGCUUGGUGGAAAGCGCCGAAGGGCCUUGCCACCAAUUUCCUUUGCGAUUCUUGUGGUCAGAACUGGAGGAAGUAUGCUGACUUGAACGUGCGGAGCGUGCGUGAAGAGUCGGUGCCUUCAAUGAAGGCCCGAUCAGCAGAGAAACGCGAGGGGACUCCAUUGACGGGGCCAGUAACUAAGCGUCCUAGACUAUCGACUUCAUCUGCCAGUGUUGUGUCUACACCUCCCCCUCCCCCUCAAUCAGCGGUCCAAUUUCAGUGUGUCUGUUGUCGAAAGAGCGGCCCCAUCGGCAAAGUGCUCAAGUGUACCAAGUGCGGCUUCCGUAUCCAUGCAGGUGUCUGUGGUGCUGUUGUCAGCCCUGAAGAUGUCGAGAAGUGGCGCUGUGAUUUGUGCUCGAAUGAUGAGAAUCUGGAAGCGUCCCUGGUUAUGGAAUGCAUGUUAUGCCCUCGAGAUCAACUGCACGACAAGAAAUUUGGACCUUCGAGCAAUUCUGUCCUUCGGGCUUGCAAGCCAACUGAGGGUCAACAAUGGGCGCACGUCAUUUGCUCGGUCUUUAUUCCUGAACUCACUUUUUCCGACGCAUCGCGGCUUCGACUGGUUGAGGGAGCGAGUACGAUUGCUAAUCAUAGAUGGACUUCUGCAAGCUGUUUUCCUAGAUGUUGUAUAUGCCAUGAGAAAGGAGGCGCUGUUAUACGGUGCUCUGACUGUAGUAGAGAAUACCACGUUUCAUGCGCUUGGGAUUUUGGGCACAAGUUUGGAUUUGAAAUACAACCGGUGAAGAGUAGUCGACGAGAUACCACCGUUACCACGACCUUCCGAGACGAGACAGGAUGUAUGAAUGCCAUCAUAUCAUGCAAAGACCAUGAUCACAGCCGACGAAUGAUUUAUAGUUUAUGUGACACCACGGACGGCGGAGAGACUGCACUACAAGUUUACUGCCGGAAUUACAAACAGGCCACUGGUCAAUCGCACGCCCUUCUCCGCAAGGCGCGGCGCCUUGAUCAACUUCUCAACGUCCGUGGCGACGUCUCCGUAUCUCCUCCCCGCGAUCGCGAGGCCCCAGUCUUCAACCCCGACCCUUCAUGCGACAUUUGCCACACUGAAUUCAGCCCCGCCUUCCAUCUCAUUGAUGAUGCAGCGCAGACGUACCGGUGCCACCGUUGUUAUUUUAGUACUCAAGUCCAACCCGAGGUCAAUUCUGUAGUUCAUGAAGCUUCUCGAGAACUUGUAGUUAAUUGA